Molecule: messenger RNA, 1349 nt
Organism: Onychostruthus taczanowskii (white-rumped snowfinch)
Lineage: Eukaryota; Metazoa; Chordata; Aves; Passeriformes; Passeridae
Product: salivary glue protein Sgs-3-like
Exons: 3
Coding region: 177-1349 (390 amino acids)
Source: RefSeq, a predicted model, not a curated record
UGGGUCUGGUGGUCAGCGGGGUCACUGUGGCCACCAAAACGCUGGGCCUGGUGGUCACCAAAACCCUGACCCUGGUGGUCAGUGUGGCCACCAAAACCCUGGGCCUGGGGGUCACCAAAAUCCUUGCCCCGGUGGCCACCAAAACCCUGGGCUUGGUGGUCACCAAAACUCUGAGCAUGGUGGCCACCAGAACUUUGGGUCUGGUGGUCAGCGGGGCCACCAAAACUCUGGGCCUGGUGGCCACCAAAACUCUGGGCAUGGUGGUCACCAAAACCCUGGCCUUGGUGGUCAGUGUGGCCACCAAAACCCUGGGCAUGGUGGCCACCAAAACUCUGAGCAUGGUGGCCACCAAAACUCUGGGCCUGGUGGUCACUGUGGCCACCAAAACCCUGGGCAUGGUGGCCACCAAAAUCCUGACCCUGGUGGUCACCAAAACUCUGGACCUGGUGGUCACCAAACCCCUGACCCUGGUGGUCACUGCACUCACCAAAACCCCGGGCCUGGUGGUCACUGUGGCCACCAAAACCCUGGGCAUGGUGGUCACUGUGGCCACCAAAACCCUGGGCCUGGGGGUCACCAAAACCCUGACCCUGGUGGUCACUGUGGCCACCAAAACCCUGGGCAUGGUGGUCAGCGGGGCCACCAAAACUGUGGGCCUGGUGGUCACUGUGGCCACCAAAACCCUGGGUGAAGUGACCACCGGCCCUGCAGCCACAGCCGCCGUGGCCAGCGCGGCCUUGGCCACCCUGCCGGUGGCCACCAACCCCAUCCUGGUGGCCAGCACGCCUUUGGCCACCAUCCAAGUGACCGCUGACCACUUGGUGACCACCCCUACAGCCACAACCCCCUUGGCCACCAAGCCCUUGACCACCACCCUGCCAGUGGCCACCAACUCCAUCCUGGUGACCACUGACCCCUUGGCCACCACCCAAGUGACCACUGACCCCUUGGCCACCACCCAAGUGACCACUGACCCCUUGGCCACCACCCAAGUGACCACUGACCCCUUGGCCACCAUCCAAGUGACCACUGACCCCUUGACCAUCACCCCUUUGGCCACCAACUCCAUCCUGGUGACCACUGACCCCUUGACCACCACCCAAGUGACCACUGACCCCUUGACCACCAUCCAAGUGACCACUGACCCCUGGACCACCAUCCAAGUGACCACUGACCACUUGACCACCACCCCUACAGCCACAACCCCCUUGGCCACCAUCCCAGUGAUCACUGACCCCUUGACCAUCACCCUUUUGGCCACCAACUCCAUCCUGGUGGCCACUGACCCCUUGACCACCACCCUGCCAGUGGCCAUCAACCCCAUCCUGCUCCAUCCUGGUGACCACUGA